AUGGCAUUUGAAAGAGAAUUAUUAAUAGCUACUCAUGCAGUCAGAAAAGCCUCCUUUUUAACUAAAAAAGUUCAACAAUCUAUUAUUCAACAUCGUGAUGAAACUACUAUCACAAAGGCUGAUAAUUCUCCAGUAACUCUUGGUGACUAUGCUGCCCAAACUAUAAUCAUCAACACAAUAAAGUCUAAUUUUCCUAACGAUUAUGUAGUGGGCGAAGAAUCUGCAAAUGGGUUAGACGAUAAAUUUGUGUCUUCCAUCUUAAAAGAAAUUAAUGAUAUUGAUCAAUACUAUAAAGAUAAUAAUAUUGAUACUGGCUCUGUAGAUUUUUCCAAUGAUGAAUUCCCUUUGAAGUCAAUAGAUGAUGUCAAACAAAUUAUUAAUUUUGGUGAUUAUCAAGGUGGUAAUAAAGGCAGAUUUUGGUGUUUAGACCCAAUUGAUGGUACAAAAGGGUUUUUAAGAGGUGAACAAUUUGCUGUAUGCUUGGCUCUUAUCGUAGAUGGUGUGGUAAAAUGUGGUAUAAUUGGUUGUCCUAAUUUGAAAUUGUCUCAGUAUAAUUCGAUCCAAGAUAAACUUGGGAACGUUGAUGAGUCCUUUGGUUACAUCUUCCGUGCUGUUAGAGGUCAAGGUGCUGCUUUCACGGAUUCUGUAACUUUGUCUAAUUGGAAAGAUAUUCAUGUUAGACAUUUACAAGACACUAAGGAUAUGAUUACAUUGGAAGGUGUAGAAAAGAGUCAUUCUUCUCACGAAGAGCAAGAUUUGAUCAAGAAAAAAUUAAACAUCACACAAUCCAUUCAUUUGGAUUCUCAGGUCAAAUAUUGCCUAUUGGCUAUGGGUCUUGCUGAUGUGUAUCUACGUUUACCAAUCAAAAUGUCAUUUCAGGAAAAGAUUUGGGAUCAUGCUGCGGGUAACGCUAUUGUUUUAGAGAGUGGUGGUUUCCAUACUGAUGCACUAGAAAAUCAAAAUUUAGACUUUAGCAAAGGUAGAACUUUGUUGACUAAGGGUGUUAUUGCCACAAGUGGUCCUGCUAAACUACAUGAACUAGUCGUAUCUACAUCUAAAAAGGUUUUAUCUAAUAGGGCAUAG
Messenger RNA from Arxiozyma heterogenica, 1083 nucleotides. It is a transcript of the gene MET22, whose product is annotated as 3'(2'),5'-bisphosphate nucleotidase. The transcript has a single exon. Gene Ontology annotation, biological process: sulfate assimilation; phosphatidylinositol phosphate biosynthetic process. NCBI's taxonomy places the organism in Eukaryota, Fungi, Ascomycota, Saccharomycetes, Saccharomycetales, Saccharomycetaceae. Bases 1 to 1083 code for a protein of 360 amino acids. Gene Ontology annotation, molecular function: 3'(2'),5'-bisphosphate nucleotidase activity. The record is from RefSeq and is a predicted model, not a curated record.